Musca vetustissima is the source of this 1237-nucleotide messenger RNA. It is a transcript of the gene CCAP-R, whose product is annotated as cardioacceleratory peptide receptor. Lineage: Eukaryota; Metazoa; Arthropoda; Insecta; Diptera; Muscidae. Gene Ontology annotation, biological process: G protein-coupled receptor signaling pathway. The record is from RefSeq and is a predicted model, not a curated record. Gene Ontology annotation, molecular function: vasopressin receptor activity. Gene Ontology annotation, cellular component: membrane. The transcript has 4 exons. Bases 101 to 1156 code for a protein of 351 amino acids.
UUUGUUUUCUUUUUCUAUUUUCUUGCAGACAGAACAAUUUGCCGUUCUAUGGAUUCUAUUCACCAUCAUUGUCCUGGGCAACUCGGCGGUAUUGUUUGUCAUGUUUAUGAAUAAAAAUCGCAAGUCACGCAUGAACUAUUUUAUAAAACAAUUGGCACUGGCAGACUUAUGUGUGGGUCUGCUGAAUGUCCUCACCGAUAUUAUCUGGCGCAUUACGAUAUCCUGGCGUGCAGGAAAUAUUGCCUGCAAAAUUAUACGUUUCUCUCAGGUGUGUGUGACGUACUCCUCCACUUAUGUUCUGGUGGCCAUGAGUAUCGAUAGAUAUGAUGCCAUAACGCAUCCGAUGAAUUUUUCUAAAUCAUGGAAACGAGCCCGCCAUCUAGUGGCUGCCGCCUGGAUUGUCUCUGCCUUAUUUUCCCUCCCUAUUUUGAUGCUGUACGAAGAAAAACUGGUACAAGGCCAAACACAAUGUUGGAUAGAAUUAGGUUCACCAUUAUCGUGGCAAAUUUACAUGGGCCUAGUGUCGGCAACAUUGUUCGCCUUUCCUGCUCUUAUCAUCUCCGCCUGUUAUGCCAUUAUCGUUAAGACGAUAUGGGCUAAAGGUUCCAUCUUUGUGCCAGCUGAAAGGUCAGGAUUUGGCAAUAAUUCGGCGACAACGACAACACGGAGGGCGAGUAGCCGUGGCAUUAUACCUCGGGCCAAGGUGAAAACGGUUAAAAUGACAUUCGUCAUUGUCAUCGUUUUCAUUGUUUGCUGGUCACCGUACAUUAUCUUUGAUUUGCUGCAGGUUUUCGGUCAUAUACCGCAGACACAAACAAAUAUCGCAAUCGCAACGUUUAUACAAAGUUUGGCACCGCUCAAUUCCGCCGCAAAUCCAUUGAUUUAUUGUCUCUUUUCGUCGACGGUAUUUAGGACAUUAAGCCGCUUUCCUCCCUUCAAAUGGUUCACCUGCUGCUGCAAAUCCUAUCGCCAUAAUUCCACCACAAACCGUUGCCACACCGUUGGCCGCCGUUUGCAUAACAGCUGUGAUUCCAUGCGCACCCUUACCACUUCGUUGACCGUUUCGAGACGUUCGAACAAGGGUACCACCCGCGUGGUGAUAUGCGAACGACCCAAAUCAAAUUCUUUACAUCAUAAUGCCAUGUCAGAGGUAUGAUAGCAGCAGCAUUGUGCGCGUUGUUCCAGUGUCAUUUUGUAUCGUUCGACGCGCUUCACUCCGAUGGAAUAUCUUUAAGUU